Messenger RNA from Exserohilum turcica Et28A, 1216 nucleotides. RefSeq lists its product as uncharacterized. The transcript has 3 exons. The annotation marks the transcript as partial. Lineage: Eukaryota; Fungi; Ascomycota; Dothideomycetes; Pleosporales; Pleosporaceae. The record is from RefSeq and is a predicted model, not a curated record.
AUCACGACUAUCAAUUAUUUCCUACUUCUACCAUUAAAGUAAUACAUUUCGUAGCCUGGAAACAGUCUCCCUACCUACCUACACUUAUAGCUGUAAGAUAUCUACUCGUAUUGUUAGUUUUAACUAAACCUUCAUAUAGACGCGCUCCAAGUAUAAAUCCCAGAUCUCGCUCUCAGUUCAACGACGCUUCAUAGACAUCUUUUCACAUUAUUUUUACGCACCCUACCAGCCAAUAUGCGCUUCGCUCCAGCAUUCAUUCUUGCUAGCGUCUUUGUGACUGCUUCUGGCCAGUUUAUUAUUGGAGCUCUUGUGCUGAUUGAGUUUACCGUGGAAUUCCUUGAGGCUGCAGAAGUUGUCGCUACCCUUGACGCGACUGUGGAUAUUGGGAUUACUGCCGAUGAAGUAGAGAGCGGGGAUAUCUUAUUAACUGCUGAAGAGACCAGCACGUCUGGAGCAGUCACGAUUCGAUCUUCACCGCACGUGCAAGAGGUUGCGCAUAGUGUCUCUGGUAGAUUAUCACUGCAACCUGUGCCAGCUGGCGCAAGCACGAGCACUGGACAGUUUGCUUUGGAUGUCGAGCCUUUUGUCCUUAACCCUGAGACAGCAUAUCCUCAUGUUAGGGUAGAAAUCGACUGGUUGGCUGACUUCGCUAGAACGGCUAGACAUGGACCUGGCUCGUCAUCCACCCCUGGGUUCUCAAUGUCCAACCUCAGGCUGGGUCGCCCAAACUAUUCUGGCUAUGGCGGUCGCGGUGAAUUGAAUGUGGAUACAAAGGACUUUGUUUCUGCGGACAUACUGACCUCCAUGUCACUGAGUCGUCUGCAGAUAGAUUAAUCAAGCCAUUCUUUACAGCAUUCCCUCACGACGUAUCUGACAUAUUGAAUCUGAAUCAACAUGUACAUCCGGCAAACACAAGUGAUGAAUUGCAUCACCAUGGGACCUGAUAUCCACGUCACUCAAUGCUUUCUUUUCCAAGUGUAGAUAGCAGAGACCAGAGGCAACCUGCUUCCAGGACUCAAAAACAUCAUCGCUAAGCUCAAGAUUUCAUGUUCUACGCCAUGUAAGCGUAGCCACUGUACCUGCAGUAUUCCGCUGAUAGAUUACCGCACAGGCGUGUUCUAGUUCACUGUUUCAGAGCACCAUAGUUUUGAGCUGUGGCAUCCUCUGCGUAAUCGUUCUAGCAUUUUGCGACAGUGUAUCAAUGCUUUGGUGAGGC